UAUCAGGCCACCCAACGAAACAAUUGACCCGAAAUCUUAAAAGGGUUACGUGUUUGGAUAAGCGUUUACGACGUUCACGUCCAAACGACUCAAUAUUUUGAGCUGAAAUUUUGAGACAAGAAAUUUAAUACUGAGAGCUGAAAUAUUUACCUUUAUAAUCAUGGGUGAUAGCAGUAUGGGAAUGUAUACAUUAUUGAUUUGUGGGCUUGUUAAUUUAUUUAAAGCGGUAGAAUCCCCGAAAUUUGGAAUAGGAACAGCAAACAACAUCCAAUCGGGUAUAGUGGGUUUUGAUGUUCAGCUUAAAUGGAAUGUACACGUAAACAUUACUGGGGAACCUUACUCUAUCUUUAAGGUUGAAAACAAGAUAAUCACGAAACUAGAGAACACUACAAAAUAUCUCCAUCAACUAGAUGGCACUAGGAUUGUUCUGACUAUUAAAGAUGUUACAUUAGAUGAUGCUGGUAUAUACAGGUGUAAAUUGGAUGAUUCUGGUGACUAUAAAGACAUAGAACUAACAGUAGAUGAUUGGGAAUUUAAAUGGAUUUCGACAACAAAUCCAGUGAUAUCAAGACUUAAUAAAGACGGAGAAUUGGUGUGGAAAUAUCAAAGUCUAAAGAUCGUCAAUGAAAUCACCUUUAUCCGCUACAACAAUCUUACCAAAAACGAAUAUCAACUUGGCGUUUGGACAACUAAAGGUGGUUUUACAUCUGAUGUCAGUAAUGUUAAGAUGGUCAAGACAACAAAUAAAGAAGUAGUCGAAUUACGUUUGGCACUGGGGAAACCCACGAAAGAUGAUUUCAACCUCAUCUACAUCUGCCAAAUAUCUGAUGGAGCAAACGUUAAUCAGAAUGGAAUAAAACUGGAGAUGGAAAAACCUAAAGUGUACAGCAACAAACCGGUAAUUAAAGAUGAUGAAAUUGAAUUUGAAUGGCAUUAUGAAUAUGAUUAUCCCGCCCGUGCCAUUAUCUUUACUCGACAUUUAAAUGUAGAGCUUCUUAACGUCGGAUACUGGAUAGAAGAGAGGUUUAAACCAACGCUAGAUGGUGGCCAAGAUCGGGUGAAAUUUAACAAGAAAGAUCUACAAGGAGGCGCAGACAUAACUCUAAAAUUAUUGAAUAUAACCAAGGAUGAUUUCAAUUACAAUUAUACCUGUAAAUGUGUAUUUGUUGAUAGGAAAUCCGCAGCUGCUGAUGUGGGGAUUAUGCCAGUUUCCUUGUCUGGCAUGUCGGACAAGCAGCCAAAUGGAACAAAUGGGGAUACAUUGUUAAGUUCGGAUGACGGUGGGAUGAUUAUCGCUGCAGUGGUAACUACAGUGGUGAUGGCACCAAUAACGGUGAUAGCGGUUGUUCUACUAUACAGACGAUGUUAUUCACAACGGUAUAGACCGGUGGAAAAUAAACAAAUUGAAGAACGAGAUGAAGAAUACAAUCUUCACGCUGCAAUAAAUGAAGAUUUUGAAGAAACAGAGGACGAAAAUGAACCUGUACAAAAUGAAGACAGUGGAGACGAUGUUGAUCCUACUUCCACAGAUCCUGAACAAACUUUGAUUAGAAGAAGACCAAUGAAGGUGUAACAAUUACUAUCGAUACCGAUAAACCCUAGAUACCUGGCACUAUAUUUCCGAGCUAAAAUUAUAUACCCCUAAGUGCUUUGGAUUUUUUUUUAUUAAGAGUACAAAUGAUAAAACAGUAAAGAUCGGUUUUCGACCUGUCCCAUUAUUUCACGAAUUCUAAAAUGUGCUUAUUAUUAUUUUCUUUUUUUUGUGCAAUACGUAAUUAAUAGCUUAAUUCUAGUGAAUCGAUUAUUUUGUAUUUCAUUUAUUGAAGUUUUGGAUUUGUAAUGUCAUAGUGUAUAUAGUACGCCGAUUAUAUCUUUCAUGUACAUUUAUAUUGUUAGUUUAUUCGGAUUUAAUGUUUUAGACAUUUCAAAUAUAUUUUGUUUUAAAAAGUAAAGUAUAAUUUAGAUACUCGUAAAUAGCAGUAUUAUGUACAAUUGAUAGCGUUGUACGAUAAACAUUCGAUAAAAUUCGAGUUCAUAUCGAAUGUGAAGAACAAAUAACUUACGAGUUCACGUUCAGAUCUCUAGUAAUAUAGUUACGUCAUUACACAUCAUUAAUAAUGAGAGAGCCUCUCAAAACUUUUCAUUAUCACACAUUUCUAGAAUUCCUGUUAUUUUGAUAAUUGCUUAUUUAAGUGAAUGCAUAUUUUAUAAAUGCAUAUUUUGAUAUUGCAUACUUUAUUAUUAGAUAUUCCAUAAUAACAUAUUCAGUAAUUGCAUGUUUUAUAUUUGCAUAUUUACUAUAUAUGUUAUACAUCAUUAUAACCUCUUGAGACAUUAAAGACACCAUGUUUUAACAACCUAUUCUUAUUAUUUAGGUAAAUAUUAUUUGACAAAUAACUUAAAGUGUUGGGUCACAUCACCCAAGACAAAAUAAGGGCACAUUCUCAGUAUCACCAAACGGGUUUAAUGACACGAAAGAUAAACAAAAUUAUACAUU
Patella vulgata (common limpet) is the source of this 2497-nucleotide messenger RNA. RefSeq lists its product as uncharacterized. Lineage: Eukaryota; Metazoa; Mollusca; Gastropoda; Patellidae. The transcript is spliced from 13 exons. The coding region runs from base 161 to 1573 and encodes 470 amino acids. The record is from RefSeq and is a predicted model, not a curated record.